AUGAAUUCCCCUUUUCGUAUAUCAUCAGCUCGAAGAUCGUCUGGAUGUAGGAGUGAAUGCAAAUAGCAUUUCUUUACAACUAAUAAAUUGAUUCUUAAAUAGCCCAAAGAUAAAGAAAAACUAGAAGAAACAGUUAUGCAUCUCAAAUUGCAAAUCAAUUUAUUGAAUGAUAACAAUGCCAAGCUCAGAUUUGAAAUCUAGCAUCUUCAAAAAUAAUUGAAUAAGCAGGAAAAAGCAUUGCAAAUGAAUAAGAAACUUCACAUUGACUCUAAGAUGCAAACACAGUAGAGUGAUUACACUAAAGCAUUUAAUGAGGAAAUAUUUAAUAUAUCUUCAUAGACUUGUUAGAUUAUCGCUUAUUCUAAAUAAAUAAAAGAAUUAGAAAAUACUGUUUAACAAAAGAAUCAAUAAAUUGAAGACCUCAAAAGAGACACCAGAAAAACUAGAUAUACUGAAUUGCAAGUAUUACCAUCCAUUUCAUUAUAGAUUCAAUACGAUGUUAUUUAAAAAGAAUAUGAAGAAUUACUGAAAAAGUAUUAAGCCUAAAGACAUAUCAGUUAAUUUGCUAACAAUGAUGAAUUAAACAAAGAUAAUAUUUAUCUAUCUAAGUAACUUUAUGAUAACUAGUAACUAAUACAAUAGUUGAAUGCAAAAAUUAAGAAACUUGAAACUGAAUUACACUAAAGUAAUUUUAGGCGAUAAUAAAUUGAAAGGCUUAUUUAAGAAAAAGAUAAGGAAUUAAGCUUAACUCAUUUUGAAUAUAGCAAUCCCAAGAAAACCAUUGCUGAUCUUAAUAAAUAAUGGUAGUAAAAAUUAGAUUUACAAUAAAUGUCAUAUUAGAGAUAGGAAUAAUUGUUAAUUUAUAAAUAAGAGUAGAUAGCUGAACUAGAGAAGAAAAUAACCGAUUUAGAGUAAUAAUUGUAAUAGAAAGACUUCUAUCAUAAAAAGGAUAUCGAUAAUUUGCAUUUGGUUAUAGCUACUUUGAAGGAUUAAAUAUUUUAAUUGGAGAAUGAAGACAAAAGGAAGUCUUUACCUGUAAUUGAUUAACCUAAUGAGUCAUCCGAUAGAAAUAAAAAGCAUGCCUCAGUAAUCAUAAAUAAGAAAAGGAUUUAGAAAGUUAACUUUCAUGAAAUCUCUUUAAUGUUAUUGGAAUUAUAAAUGAAAUUAAAAUUGAAUGAAAUUCCUUUUAAUAGAUUAGAUCAAUUUAUCUACUCAAAAUCUGUAAAAGGAUGUUUGACAUUGUCAGAUUUAAUUGAAACUUUUAAAUAAUAGCCAUUUGAAUUAAAUGAUGAAUAGGCUACUUUAAUAGCUAGAUUUAUUAUAGAACCAGAAUAAGAAGAGUGGAUCUAUUACGAUGUAAAUUGUUCAAAUGAUAUUGUCAUUGCAAUUAGUAUAUUUAAAAAUCUCAUAAAACCAUAUGAAUUAAUUUCAGGUGAAGAGCACAAAGUAUUAGAUGCAUAACUAUGCUAAGUGAUGAAAUAAUACUAAAAUAAAAUUGUGUCAUAUUUGCAAUUGCAGGGAGAUCAUUGCAAUAUUUAAGAGUUUAGGAAAGCUCUUGAUUAUAACGAUGUCAACUUAUCUCCAAAAUUAGACGAUCUCUUAAUGAUGAAGAUCUAUGAGCAGUUCAGAUAACUAAGCAAAUUUAAAUACUCUAUUAUAUUUGAUAUAUUAAAAUGA
Messenger RNA from Paramecium tetraurelia, 1677 nucleotides. RefSeq lists its product as uncharacterized. Lineage: Eukaryota; Ciliophora; Oligohymenophorea; Peniculida; Parameciidae. The transcript is spliced from 5 exons. The record is from RefSeq and is a predicted model, not a curated record.